AUGGCGAGCCGGAUCGCAGACAUCAAGGCAGACUUGCGCGCGAAGAAGCGUGUCAGCGGCUGGGUUCUUCCCAAGCCUGAAUCGGCGUUCACGCCUGAAGGACGAUGGAGCAAUUACGACAUGGAGCCUGUGCCGCCUGAGCAUCGUACUUGGGGGUCGGGCACCUUCGCAGCGUACUGGUUCUCCGACUUGAUCAAUGCCGGAUCUUGGUCGCAGAUCUCGUCGUUCGUUAGCCUCGGCUUGACAUGGUGGCAAGGCCUCCUCGCGACGUUUACGGGCGGCGUGCUACUGUGUAUCGUCAUUGUAGCGAACGGUAUCGUCGGCUCUCGCCUGCACGUUCCAUUCGCCAUCAGCUCACGUGCCUCGUUCGGCUACUACCUCUCGCGCUUCGUUAUCUGCUCGCGCAUGGUCAUUGCCAUGUUCUGGCUGUCGGUGAACACAUUUCAGGGUGGGAUUUCCGUCAGGAUAUGUUUAACCGCCAUCUGGCCCUCCUUCGCCCAUCUCAAGAACACCCUGCCUGCUUCAGCAGGCGUCACAUCAGCGGACAUGCUGUGCUUCUUCCUCUUCUGGGUGAUCCAGUUCCCGUUCUGCCUCGUCCACCCACACAAGCUUCGACCCGUCUUCCUCGCUAAAGCCAUCACCCUCCCUAUCGUCGCCAUCGCCAUGAUGGGCUGGACCAUUCACAAAGCGGGCGAUCAGGCGUCGGUGGUUCUCAAGGCGAAGCCGACUCUCCACGGUCUCGAAGGAUGGUACGCCUUCAUGACUGCCGUGACAGCUUGUAUGGGGACUUGGUCCACCAUGGCAUGCAACAUCUCGGACUUCUCACGCUACACGCGCAAAGAGACCGCGGCAUGGACGCAAAUGCUCUUCGUGCCCGCCCUCUGGACCGUCUGCGCACUUUUCGGCUCGAUCGCCGCGAACAUGACCACCGUCAUCCCGCGAUACCAAGGUGUCGCAACCUUCCAGCCCUUCGACAUUAUCGAGAAUGGCGGUUGGCUCGAGUCGCACGGCGGCAGGGCGGCUGCCUUCUUUUGCUCGCUCGCCUGGGGCGUCGGCAACAUGACGACGAACAUCACUGCCAACUCUAUCUCGGCGGCGAACGACAUGGCGUCGCUCUUCCCGAAGUGGAUCUCGAUCUUCCGCGGACAGUUGAUUGCCAUUGUUAUUGGCGUGUGGGCUUUUGCGCCGUGGAAGGUCCUCGCCUCCGCCGGAGCCUUCAUCUCCUUCAUGGGCGCCUACUCGAUCGUCCUCGCCCCGAUUGCCGCCAUCCUCUGCGCCGACUUCUUCCUCGUCAAGCGCGGCAAGUACAACGUUCCCGAGCUGUACAACUUUGGGGAGGGCAUCUACCGCUACACCUACGGCUUCAACCUCUGCGCCCUCGGAGCGCUGCUCAUCUCGAUCCCGCCGAACUUGCCGGGCAUGAUCAACGCCCUCAACUCGAAGGUCGACAUCGGCAACGCUAAGUACAUCUACUGUAUGGCGGACAUCUUCGGCAUCGUCGUUGCCGCCGGCUCACACACGCUCCUCUCGAAGCUCUUCCCGGAUCACAAGACGCUCAUCGCCGAGGCUGUUCUCGCCGACGACGUCCUCGACGGCCGCGUGCCGGGCUACGAGCACCUCGCGCGCAGGUCGGCAACGGCUUCGCUCACGCCGUCGUCGGAGAAGCUCGAGCCUGAGGCGGGUAUCCACCCGGCGGAGGUCUAG
Molecule: messenger RNA, 1704 nt
Organism: Rhodotorula toruloides NP11
Lineage: Eukaryota; Fungi; Basidiomycota; Microbotryomycetes; Sporidiobolales; Sporidiobolaceae
Product: NCS2 allantoate transporter
Exons: 17
Coding region: 1-1704 (567 amino acids)
Biological process (GO): transmembrane transport; nucleobase transport
Cellular component (GO): plasma membrane
Molecular function (GO): nucleobase transmembrane transporter activity
Source: RefSeq, a predicted model, not a curated record